AUGCCUUCCGCACCUCGCAAGCAAUCCAAGACCUACAAGGUUCCUAGCCGUCCCUUCGAGUCAGCUCGUCUUGACGCUGAACUCAAGCUUGCUGGUGAAUAUGGUUUGAGAAACAAGCACGAAAUCUGGCGUGUUGCCCUUACCCUCUCUAAGAUCCGUCGUGCUGCUCGUGAGCUUUUGACUCUUGACGAGAAGGACCCUAAGCGUCUCUUUGAGGGUAAUGCCAUCAUUCGUCGUCUUGUUCGUUUGGGUAUCUUGGACGAGACCCGUAUGAAGCUUGAUUAUGUCUUGGCUCUUCGUAUUGAAGACUUUUUGGAGCGUCGUUUGCAAACCCAAGUUUUCAAGCUUGGUUUGGCUAAGUCUAUCCACCACGCUCGUGUCUUGAUCUACCAACGUCACAUCCGUGUUGGUAAGCAAAUUGUCAAUGUCCCCUCUUUCGUUGUCCGUUUGGACUCUCAAAAGCACAUUGACUUUGCUCUUACUUCUCCUUACGGUGGUGGCCGUCCUGGUCGCUGCAAGAGAAAGCACCUUCGUGCUCAACAAGAAGGUGGUGAAGGCGCUGAAGAAGCUGAAGAAGAGUAA
Molecule: messenger RNA, 582 nt
Organism: Schizosaccharomyces osmophilus
Lineage: Eukaryota; Fungi; Ascomycota; Schizosaccharomycetes; Schizosaccharomycetales; Schizosaccharomycetaceae
Gene: rps901
Product: 40S ribosomal protein S9
Exons: 2
Coding region: 1-582 (193 amino acids)
Biological process (GO): positive regulation of translational fidelity; translation
Cellular component (GO): cytosolic small ribosomal subunit
Molecular function (GO): rRNA binding; structural constituent of ribosome
Source: RefSeq, a predicted model, not a curated record